Molecule: messenger RNA, 885 nt
Organism: Rodentolepis nana
Lineage: Eukaryota; Metazoa; Platyhelminthes; Cestoda; Cyclophyllidea; Hymenolepididae
Source: the annotation of a GenBank genome assembly
AUGACAGAUAUUUCACACAUACCUGUAGAUUUGGCUUUUAAGUUGUAUAGCCAUGCUGCUAGGCGUUCUCUUGGUCAACGAAUCAUGCAUGGCUUCUCAGUUUCACUUAUCUCCUCGAUGGUUAAGUUGAUUUUUCAGCGGCACCAAUUCAAAAUGGUAAAUCAGAAAGUCUUAUGGGAUGUUGCCAGUAACAGACCUUCCUACAAACCACUAAUAACAGUUUCAAACCAUCAUUCGUGCCUGGAUGAUUUUAUUCUCUUUGGAAAUGCUCUUCCAUUUAGCAUUCUUUCUGAUGCUGAUAGAUUUAGAUGGGUAUUAACCGCUGUUGAUAUUUGUUUCCUGAAUACUCCUUACUCCAUCUUCUUCGCAUCUGGAAAAGGGAUUCCAGUUUGGAGACGUGUUCGUGAUCCUAAAUCAGGAAAGAUAGUCUUACCUGGUUUUGGCGUUUAUCAACCCAGUAUGGAUUUUUCCCUUCAGUUGCUGAAUUCGGGAUUUUGGAUUCACUCAUUUUCCCAGGGUCGCGUAAUUAUGCCACAUGAACGAGAUAUGGAAACUCAGAUUCGACUUCGAUGGGGUAUUGGUCGGUUACUUGCUGAUGCAAAAGUGGAUCCAAUUGUUCUGCCUCUUUGGCACUGCGGUAUCGAUAAUUUAAGUCCUUGCAAAGAGCCCUACGUACGCAAUACGAUUAGAGGCGUUUUUGGCCCACGGUUAGCUGUUACAGCGUUCGCUGGCGAACCGUUUGAAGUUGGUCAUUUGGUUCGAAAUUCAAAGUGUACUGGUCCCGACCUUCAUGCUCGACUCACUGAAAUUGUUCAGCGCGAAUUAUACAAGCUAAAGCCUCUUGCGGAGUAUGAGCAUGCGAAACACACUUUCUCUUUGAAAUAG